CAAAAUGUCAACCGCUUUUCAAUCUGUUUUUGACGAAGCAACAUUAAAUUUCGACUAUACCCAGAACGAUUACCCACCGGCUGGCUCAGCAGAGGGGCAGUUUGAUUACAACGUCCACCCUGUUUCCUUCCUCUACCCGACCUCCAUGGACGACUCCCCAGCUUUCUCUAAUAUGUCGUCCGCAAGUACUCCCUCUGGACUCACCACAGCCAUUCCCCACCACGAUGUAUCUCUAACGCCAGAGUCUACGAUAUCUCCCAAAUCUUACAACAGCCCUGUGGGAGUCUCUCCCGAUUCGUCAGUCGACUGCCAAUCCAAUGAAAGAUCGCCCUAUAUUCAAUCUGGGUUCAAGGGCUACAACCAGAUCAACGAACAGAUCUACCCACAAAUGUUUAACCAACCACCACAACAGGUUUUACCUCCGUUAAAUCUGAACGGCUCAGAUAUGGUUCCAGCUAUCCACUACCCGAGAUUAUCUGACAUGCCUACCUUUGCUCCAUUCCCUGAGCAAUCUCUCCCCCACGCUGAAGCUAGUUACCAACAGACGCCAGUGUCAUCUGUCGUUUCUGCGUCUCCGCCAAAAUAUAGGUCCAAAAAAAGUGCAGGCCCGUUCCCGUGCAAGUGGAUAGAUUGUAAGCUUCUAUUCGCAGACGGAUCUGAUCUCUACAACCACCUCUGUGACGAUCACAUUGGACGCAAGUCCCUGCAAAACUUGUCACUUGUGUGCCACUGGGGCACAUGCCAGGUUUCCACAGUCAAGAGAGACCAUAUCACUAGCCACUUGCGGGUUCAUGUGCCCUGGAAGCCGUACGCCUGUGAUCUCUGCGACAAGGGGUUCAAGAGACCCCAGGACUUGAAAAAGCAUGCAAAAGUCCACGAUGAAGAGAACGACGAGAAUAGCGCUGAGCCAGAAGCCGGGUUUUCAAACGUUCCGAUGGCGUCCCGCAAGCGUGAUGUGGAACAAAUUGCUGGUUUCUACCAUAGCUUGAAGAAGAUGAAGGUGGAGCCGACGUACGGUGAAACCAUAUUCCAUGAAUUGAACAACUUCAAUGUCUCAUUCAUGAACUCUGCUGUUCCAACAGACGUUCCAGUGAACAAGCAACAGUCACUUGAGUCAACCUACCUUCCAGCAUACACUGGCGUGUCGUACAUGGAUCAACCAUUCACCCGCCAAGUGAACCCUGAGGAGUUGUUGGAGGUGGAUAUGUUUUUCCAAAGCUUGAAUAGCUCGUUGGAUGCGUUUUCCCAGAACCCCCAGCAGCUUCCACUUUUCGCAGGAAACGUCAUUCCUCCGACGUCCCCGGUGUACCCUACAUUCCAAGCGAAUCUUGCGGAGCAAAAGCUCCAACACCAGCCGAACUAUGGUCCUAUGGCAAUGGUUAAUGACCAGAUGCCUUUCGAGUCUACCGCUUACCCGACAUGCCAUACGUACCCACAGGUUGCCAACCAGCGUUUCGGCCAAGACCCAACAAAGAGAUUUGUUGUGGGUGUUAAUCAACAGGCAUCGAGUAGUUCUCCGGAUGAUGGUGCAAAAGAGCGGGACGAUGACAAUGACUUGUUGUCUGGUAUGAAUUCGUUAUCCCUCGGCUCAAAGGCGAUGAGCGAAGUUGAUGUGAUCAAGCAUAAGGCAUUGAUUGCGAAGAUUCGUGGUGACAUUGCUUGGGCCAUUAAGAAUAUGAAGGAUGCGGGUAGUACCAAAUCUGUGUCUGAGAGUGAGACGGAAGCUGCGAAUGAGGUGGAGAUUCCAAAGGAGUUAUAUCCUUCCCUUGUUGCUUGUAAUGAUUAACUGGAUGCUCGUGUGUAUUUAUUUUAUAUUUCAUUGACUAUGGUGUGUCUUCUGAAUGAUGAUUGUCUCGUAUUGUGUCUAGAUCCUAGUGUUUCUCGGAGCGAAUCCUUGCUGUUCCUUUUGGGUAUGGAAGUUUCCCGUUCAAAAUGUAUGAACUUGAGCC
Molecule: messenger RNA, 1949 nt
Organism: Babjeviella inositovora NRRL Y-12698
Lineage: Eukaryota; Fungi; Ascomycota; Pichiomycetes; Serinales
Product: C2H2-type zinc finger protein
Exons: 1
Coding region: 5-1786 (593 amino acids)
Biological process (GO): positive regulation of transcription by RNA polymerase II
Cellular component (GO): nucleus
Source: RefSeq, a predicted model, not a curated record